AUGGAGUACCUGGAAAAGCGGUAUGGCAUUCAUGGCACCAUGCCUGUGGAUAUGCACAAUAUGGCACUGUGGGCAAAAAAUCCAGCUCACCCUCAUGUUCCUGGCAUGAUGAGUGAUUUGAUUUUGGGUAUAAACAAUCUGAACAAGCAAAGAUGUGUUCUGGAUUGUCCCAUAGCAGUAGGUUUACCCCUUGAACUGGCUCCCCUAGACAAGGGCCAGAUGGCCUGGCACUGGACCACCAGGGAUUGUCCAUCGGCAGGACCAGGUAUACAUCUUGGCAGCCCAUGGACCUCGGUGUCCCAGGGCGGGGUACUGAUUCCUCCACACCAUGACUCUGAAGGCAGGAAUACCUAUUUCUUUCCAGUCACUGGCAUCCAACUCUGGACACUUCUUUUCCGUAAGAUUACCUGUGAUGGAAAGGUGCCCCUUCAAGCCACAAAAUACCUCUGCAGUCCUCAUGACCUGGAUGAUUAUGAUGCCGAGACCAUGACUGUAUACCCCGGAGGUUUGCUAAUUCAGCCACCAGGCCAAUUACAUGCAGAAUACAAUCCCAAUCCUGCUUUUGCACAUGGGGGUCAUUUUUUCACAUAUGGAAUGCUUCAUCACACACUUAGUUCAAGAUCCCUAGAAGUCACCACUCAAACUCGUGAAUACAUGGAUGAGACCCUCUGGUGGAUGGCUGCUCUCAUUCCCCAGCUACCACCAGAUCAACUGUCAGGCUUGCAUUACUGGCCACUUUUGGCACUUUGUUUCAUGGUUCUUAAGCCCAGAAUGUAUCUGGCACAGCGCCUGUGUCAUAUCCCAUAUGCCAGACAUAGAUCCCAUCAUAUUCCCACGCUUUCCAGACCUAUUUCCGGACCCCAUAUCCGACUCAUUCCUGGAUCCCCUAUCCUGUCCACCCUACACACAUUCUGUCCAGCAAGACAUCUGGACUUUACCUCCUCUCGGAUUCCAGACUACAUCCACCACCUCACAUAUCUCAGUCCUGUUUCUGCCCUGCCUUCCAGAUCCCCAGAUCUCUGGACCUCCGGAUAUUAA
Suillus subaureus is the source of this 1038-nucleotide messenger RNA. RefSeq lists its product as uncharacterized. The transcript has 5 exons. Bases 1 to 1038 code for a protein of 345 amino acids. Lineage: Eukaryota; Fungi; Basidiomycota; Agaricomycetes; Boletales; Suillaceae. The record is from RefSeq and is a predicted model, not a curated record.